Messenger RNA from Cornus florida, 2833 nucleotides. Its product is annotated as protein FAR1-RELATED SEQUENCE 5-like. The transcript is spliced from 3 exons. The coding region runs from base 330 to 2693 and encodes 787 amino acids. Lineage: Eukaryota; Viridiplantae; Streptophyta; Magnoliopsida; Cornales; Cornaceae. The record is from RefSeq and is a predicted model, not a curated record. Gene Ontology annotation, molecular function: zinc ion binding. Gene Ontology annotation, biological process: regulation of DNA-templated transcription.
CCUAAAACCCACCGCACAACACACUCUCACCGAGCCCUCUCCUCCCUCUCCUUCUCUUCCCAAUUCUUCGUCUCCUUCCCCGUACUCCGUACAAGACCAAGAUUUGAUUCCUCAUACAAAAACCCAAAACCAAACCCAAUUGCUCCCCUCUCUCUCUCCAUAUAUGUUUGCAUAUACAUAUAUAUACCAACAGUUUGUGAAUUUGUGUUCUUAGGUCUAUGUCAUCUUCAUCAGCGUUUAUCUACAAAUAAUCUACGAGACAGUGAAUAGUGUUAAUUUUAUCAUCUUCCCGGGAAAUUUGUUGUUAAACACAAGUAAUUAGCCCUAGAAUGGAGUUCGAACCAUUAGGCUUGGGGGGUGAGGUGAUUGAAUUCGACAUGAUAGGACUUGGAGAUGAUGCCGUUGAUAUUGAGCAUCAUCUCGUGGAUGAUGAUGAUGAAAAGAACCUCAUCGAAAGUUGUUACGGUGGUGAUGGUGGCGGUGUUGGUGAAAUUUAUAUUCCUGAAGGGGAUACUAAUCUUGAGCCUUAUGAGGGCAUGGAAUUUGAAUCGGAGGAGGCUGCUAAGGCUUUCUAUAAUUCUUAUGCUCGGCGGGUUGGGUUCAGCACCCGUGUCAGCAUGUCCAGGAGGUCCAGGCGUGACGGAGCCAUCAUUCAGAGAUCUUUCGUUUGUGCCAAAGAGGGGUUUCGUGUCGAGAAGGAGAAACCUGGGCGUGAGGCUGCCAGGGUUAAGCGGCCCCGAGCUGAGACUAGAGUGGGCUGCAAGGCCAUGUUAGUAGUUAAGAUUCAGGAUUCCGGUAGGUGGGUUGUUUCCGGAUUUGUCAAGGAGCAUAACCAUGAGCUUGUCCCGCCUGACAAGGUGCAUUGCCUCCGCUCUCACCGCCAUGUUUCUGGUGCAGCAAAGUCCUUGAUUGAUACUUUGCAGGGAGCUGGCAUUGGUCCCAGUGGCAUAAUGUCAGCUCUGAUUAAGGAAUAUGGUGGAAUUAGCAAUGUUGGGUUUACGGAGCGUGACUGUAGGAAUUAUAUGAGGAGCAGUAGGCAGAGGACUCUUGGAGGUGACACGCAGAUCCUAUUGGACUAUUUGAGGCACAAGCAUUCUGAGGACCCUUCAUUUUUCUAUGCUGUGCAGGGAGAUGAGGAUCAGUGCAUGAGCAAUAUCUUUUGGGCUGAUUCUAAGGCGAGAACCAACUAUACCUACUUUGGUGAUACAGUUACAUUUGACACCACUUACAGGUCGAACAGGUAUCGAUUGCCCUUUGCACCCUUCACAGGAGUGAACCAUCAUGGACAGCCUGUAUUGUUUGGUUGUGCCCUGUUGAUAAAUGAAUCAGAGGCAUCCUUUGUGUGGCUGUUUAGAGCGUGGCUCGAGGCAAUGUCUGGCAGGCCUCCAGUUUCGAUAACCACUGAUCAUGAUCGGGUAAUUCGUUUGGCCAUUACACAGGUCUUUCCCCAGACUCGUCACCGCUUUUGCAAGUGGCACAUCUUUAAAGAAUGCCAAGAGAAGUUGUCUCACAUUCUUUCUGAACAUUUGAAUUUUGAAUCAGAGCUCCAUAAAUGUGUAAACCUUACUGAAUCAACCGGGGAGUUUGAGUCUUGUUGGUUGUCCCUUAUUGAUAAAUAUGAUCUUGGGGAAAAUGAAUGGCUACAUACAAUUUAUGCUGAUCGCUGGCAGUGGGUCCCCGUAUACUUGAGGGAUACAUUCUUUGCUGAGAUGUCUAUAACACAACGUAGCGAUAGUAUGAACUCUUACUUUGAUGGAUACGUAAAUGCGUCAACGACUCUACAGUUGUUUGUGAAGCAUUACGAGAAGGCUCUGGAGAGUCGCUAUGAGAAAGAAGUUAAGGCAGAUUAUGAUACCAUGAACACUGCCCCAGUUCUAAAGACCCCUUCUCCCAUGGAGAAACAAGCAGCCGAGGCUUACACACGGAAACUUUUUAUGAAGUUUCAAGAAGAGUUGGUGGAGACACUUACUUUCUUGGCUACCAAAGUUCAGGAUGAGGAGGCAACCACCAUGUAUCAAGUUGCUAAAUUUGGGGAAAGUCAUAAAACUUAUUUUGUUAAAUUAAAUAUUAGAGAGAUGAAAGCAACUUGUAGCUGCCAGAUGUUUGAGUUUUCUGGCCUUCUAUGUAGACAUAUAUUAUCAGUCUUUAGAGUCACAAAUGUUCUUACUCUGCCAUUUUGCUACAUCUUAAAACGAUGGACAAGAAACGCCAAGAGUGGUGUCAUGUUGGAGGAACGUACCAGUGAUUUGUUGAAUAGUUGUCGAGAGUCUCUUACAGUUAGAUACAAUAAUCUUCGUCACGAGGCCCUCAAGUAUGUAGAUGAAGGUGUGAAUACUGCUGACAUUUACAAUGUGGCAAUGGAUGCUCUAAGAGAAGCCACAAAUAAAGUUGCUAAUGCAAAAAAGAAUGAUGGGAGAAUUGCUAAUGGCAAUGGGUCUAGCAAAGAAUACCGUGCCGCUCAUGAAAGUAAUGCAAAUGAUACUCAUGGGGCUCAUCAAUGGAGUGUGGAACAACCUCUAUCUACAGAUGACCAGGACCGUAAAAUACAGAAACUAUCCCGUCAGCUGGAACGUUCACAACGAAAAUGUGAAGUAUAUCGUGCCAACUUACUCUCAGUUUUGAAAGAUAUCGAGCAGCAGAAGCUACAGCUGACAGUUAAAGUUCAGAACAUCAAGUUAGGCAUGAAAGAGUAAUAAGCCUCUAAAUGAAAAUGAUUGUAUCGACUCUCGUUCUCUCUCCCUUUGCUUUUCCAAGGGUUCUCAAAGCUCCAGUCACUUGGGCAUUGAUGAGAAUUGUAAUUUGUUGGGUAUAAAUGAAAAAAAAAAUUAUUCCA